AUGGCUGCACGGAGGAUGGAGACCACCACCAUGAUGAUCGGUCUGGUGGUGACGCUGCUGGCUUCCACCCAGGCAGCGGCGCAGAGCAACGGCUGCUCGAGCGUGAUGAUGACCCUCUCCCCAUGCCUGGACUUCAUCUCGAGCAAGUCCCCGGUCCCGGGGAUCUCCUGCUGCUCCUUGCUCACCGACAUCAUCCAGUCUGACCCCCGGUGCCUAUGCAUGGUCCUGGAUGGCAGCGCCACGUCCUUCGGCAUCUCCAUCAACCAGACGAGGGCAAUGGAGCUACCUGGAGUCUGCAAGGUCCAAGCACCAUCGAUCAGCCAAUGCACAGGUGUCUCAGGUCAACUGGCAACAACAGCACCAACACCGUCCAGCGAGCCAGUGGCGACAGAAGAGGAAGCAGCUGAAGCAGCUGCAGACGCACCUUCAGGAAACACAACCUCGAGCUCCACAAACUCAAAAAAUGCAGCAAAUUUAAUGGCCACGAUGCUUAUUCCUGCUUGUGCAUUGCUCUAUGUCUUCUAA
Molecule: messenger RNA, 525 nt
Organism: Phragmites australis (common reed)
Lineage: Eukaryota; Viridiplantae; Streptophyta; Magnoliopsida; Poales; Poaceae
Product: non-specific lipid transfer protein GPI-anchored 5-like
Exons: 3
Coding region: 1-525 (174 amino acids)
Biological process (GO): lipid transport
Molecular function (GO): lipid binding
Source: RefSeq, a predicted model, not a curated record